AUGGCGUCGGUAGAUUUCCGAGAAAAUCUUCUUGGGAUUUCUUGGGUGGACAGUGGCUGGGUGCCCAUUCUCAACCCUGGAAAUGUGCUGGACUAUUUCUCUGAAAGGAGUAAUCCUUUUUAUGACAGAACCUGUAACAAUGAAGUAGUAAAAAUGCAAAGACUGACUCUGGAACAUCUUAAUCAAAUGGUGGGAGUAGAAUAUAUUCUUUUACAUGCUCAGGAACCUAUUCUCUACAUCAUUAGAAAACAACAAAGGCAAUCCCCCACACAAGUUAUUCCUUUGGCUGACUACUACAUCAUAGCUGGAGUUGUGUAUCAAGCUCCAGACCUCGGAACAGUUAUCAAUUCUAGAGUGCUGUCUGCAGUUCAUGGGAUUCAGUCUGCGUUUGAUGAGGCCAUGUCUUACUGUCGUUAUCAUCCAUCAAAAGGUUACUGGUGGCACUUCAAAGACCAGGAGGAGAGGGAUAAGACUAAGCCAAAGUCUAAGAAAAAAGAAGAACCAAGCUCCUUAUUUCAGAGGCAUCGGGUUGACACACUCCUUUUAGAUCUGCGGACAAAAUUUCCACCAACAUUUUACCAACCCAAGCCUGGUGAAAAGCCAAUUCCAGUUGAGGUAAAGAAAGAUCCUGAACCUCCAGCUGAAACUGUUAAACAGGAGGAAAGGGAACCAGCGACAAAGACCUCAGCUCCACCUGCUCCUCCAAGCGGAUGGUACUACGACCCCGACCAGAAUACUUUUGUCAACGCGUUACAUCUGUACAUCUGGCUGUUCCUGCUAUGCUUCCCCUUUACGCUCUACAUGGCGCUGCCUCCCACCAUGGUGAUCGUGGGCAUCUACUGCGGAGUGAUCGCUGGCAUCUUCCUGCUGCUGAAGACCAUGAACUACCGCCUCCACCACGCGCUGGACGAGGGGGAGGUGGUGGAGCGCAAGGCCAAAGAAAGUCAGUCCAGCAGCAGAGGAGCCACGGCCGGCCCCAGUGAGAGCGCCCCCCGCAGGCAGGACGGCAGCGGCCCAGGGGAUCCUGGCGGGGGGAUCGAGAUGGCCAAUUUUAUAAGACAGGAAACUCCACCAGUGGACUGCAGCUCUAGAAACUCCUACAUCGGGAUGGACCCUAACCAGCAGAUGAUUGGUCAGCAUCUUGGAAACCCCGGUGCAGUUAAAAUUAUAUCCACUCAUGGAAGAGCAACAAUGAGCAAAGAUGUGGGAAAGACGGAUGACAUCAGUUUGACUUUGGUGGAGAGCUGCAGUCAUGAUCAUGAUUUGCUGUCAGACACAAAGAUGUAUUGCCUUGUUCCAAACGACUCCUUUGCCUCACUGCAGCCUUCCACAUCCCUGUGCCCCUCAGAAGUGUCACGAGAUCCUGCUGACCCCUGCUCUGCUGCUGCUUACCACUUCAGCCUGUCCCACUCAUCCUGUGACACAGAGGGUCUUCACAUUUCGCAGACUUUCAGGAAAGAGCUAAGAACUAGAGGUUUACCGCGUACAUCCAGCUCAGCAGGCUCCGCUUUUCCUGACCCAUCUCUGCCAGACCUCAGUUUGUACCUAGCCCCGCGGAGAGGGCUGGAUCCGGUUUGUGAGCUGGAGGCUGCGCGGCCUCACAGGACAGGCCUCUGUGAUACGGACAGACUGUACCAGCAGGAGCCGGCUGUGGCCUCCACUUCUGGACUAGACUGUUCCAGGCACAAAGAGCAGCGCAGGGUGGCCCGCUCGGCUUCCAGGGAGGCAGGCGAGGGUAGCUCAGGGCUGUAUCAGAGUGACAUGGGGGGCAAACGAUUGAGUGGGGGGAAGUCCCUUCGAGGAGAGCGCAGCACAGACAGCUUAAGGAGCCUGAGCACUCGCAGCAGUGGCUCCACAGAGAGCUACUGCAGUGGCACCGACAGAGACACCAACAGCACUGUCAGCAGCUUCCACUCCGAGCAGACCAGCUCCACUCAUGUGGAGAGCUUGCUGUCCUUGUCAGGGGACGAGCAUGCACGGGACAGGCCUGACACCUCUGCCCCUGCAGGAGCAAGGACUUCUAGUCUUGGUAAUAUUAGCUCACGAGGCCUCAGCAGAGAGGCCAAUAAAAACCCCCACGCUAAUGAACUACCAGAGGCUCAGGAGUGCAUAGACUCUAUCCCCUCUCAGGACGAGCCAGGGAUCAGAACCAGUGCUGACGGCUCCACUGCAGGAGCUGAGCAGGAGAACAGCAAAGACAAAAGUCAGCCCAAGUCAAGCAAUGUUCAGAGAACUUCCUCUCUCUCUGCAGGGCGCAGCGGCCAUAGACGGACAGGUAAAAAGAGGGCGAGCAGUUUUGAUGCUAGCUGCCACCGAGAGUAUAUGUCGGUGCGUGGCACAGCCAAGCCCUGCAGCGGCGUGUUCACUGGGGCUGGAGAGGAGUACUCCAGUGACCACAGCGAGUUGAGUUGUGCCUCUAGUCGGCGCUCGCACCACCUGAGCACAGACAGUUCCUCGAGCAACACGUCUCGCUCCUGUCACUCCCCUGAGGGUCGGUACAGGGCCCUCAAAGCCAAGCACAACGUGGCACGUGGCACAACCAAAGGAAAGGCUGCUGCUGGGUCUGAGGUCAGUGCCAAGCGACGAACCUCCCGCCGCACCCCCAGUACGGGCAGUGCUAAAACUCACGCCAGAGUGCUGAGUUUGGACAGUGGAACAGCCGCCUGCCUUAAUGACCCCUGUCGCCUGACUCCAGCUGGGCCCCGCCCCCUCACCACCUCCAAAUCGGACCUGGAAGCCAAAGAAGGUGAAGUGCUGGACGCGGCCUCUCUGUUGGGACGCGCUUCUCAGCUGGAGUCGGUGACACGCUCCAGGAACAGUCUCCCAAACCAGACCCUCACAGAGCCCCAGGACGCCGCCGCUCUACGAGCCCCGGGGAGUGAGGAGACGGUGGUGUUCCGUCGUGAGCGUAGCACAUUCCGUCGACAGGCUGUCCGGCGGCGGCACAAUGCGGGCAGUAACCCCACGCCCCCCUCGUCUCUGAUUGGAUCUCCUCUCAGCCUGAAUACCCCUCUACCCCCUAUACCCUCCCUGAUGGGUCCACUCUCAUCUCACCUCCUCCCUGUGUCCUUCAGUCUCCAGGAGGCUCUGAGCUUUCAGGCCCAGCCCCCCUGCUCCUCCCUGUCCAAAAGCCAGCCCUCCAGGACCUCCUCCCAGGUGACUGUGCUGAGCGCAAGCACCUCCCUGCUGGCCAGGAACGGGAGCACCCAACUGGAAGGGUCCCAGGACAAGGCUUCCACCGUGGGCGCCACCAGCCUGCAGGAUGACUUUGGAAAGAUCACUCCAUCUUUGUAUGAAGCUGGUGGCUGUGACAUGUCCUUGGUCAACUUUGAACCUGCAACACGAAGGGCAUCAAACAAUGUAUGGGACACAGACUCCCACCUCUCGAGUUCUACCUCAGUUCGCUUUUAUCCUCAUGACCUGAUCCGUCUGAACCGCCUGCUGACCAUGGACCCGGAGCUUUUGGAGCAGCAGGACGGGGACCUGAGCCCAGAGUUGAAGGACGCUCCGCUGGGACAGGGCGAUCGCUCCUCUGCGGGGAAGGCCAGGCAGUACUACCGACUCUGGCUGCUGCCGUAUCUCUGGGUCGGACUGCACUUCGACCGCCUCACUCUGCUGGCUCUGUUUGAUAGGAACAGGGAGGUGUUGGAAAACAUCUUGGCCGUGGUGCUGGCCGUCCUUGUGGCCUUUCUGGGCUCCGUGCUGCUCGUCAACGGCUUCUUCACAGACAUCUGGGUCUUUCAGUUCUGCCUUGUCAUUGCAAGCUGCCAAUAUUCACUACUGAAGAGUGUUCAACCAGACUCCUCUUCACCUCGUCAUGGCCAUAAUCGCAUCAUUGCGUAUAGUCGGCCAGUCUACUUCUGCCUGUGCUGUGGUCUCAUUUGGCUGCUGGAUUAUGGCAGUGCCAGAACCACCUCUUCACGCUUCACUCUGUACGGUGUGGCCCUCACCAGCUCCCUCAUCCUGGGAUCGGCCCGAGACCUCGUCAUUGUAUUUACUCUGUGUUUUCCCAUCAUCUUCUUUGUCGGGCUGCUGCCACAGGUCAACACGUUCGUCAUGUAUUUGUUUGAGCAGCUUGAUAUCCACGUGUUUGGGGGCAACGCAUCCACCAGCCUCCUGUCUGCGCUCUACAGCAUCCUCCGCAGCAUCGUCACCGUCGCUCUGCUUUACGGCUUCUGCUACGGAGCGCUGAAGGAGACGUGGGAGCCUCACCACAUCCCAGUUUUGUUUUCUGUUUUCUGUGGCCUCUUGGUGGCAGUGUCGUACCACUUGAGCCGGCAGAGCAGUGACCCUUCUGUCCUCAUAUCAUUGAUACAGUCAAAGAUUUUGCCCAAUUUAAAGGACAAAAACCCAGAAGAUCCUCUGUCAGAAGUGCAUGACCCUUUACCGGACAAACUCAGGGCAUCAGUGAAUGAGCGACUGCAGUCAGACCUGAUUGUGUGUGUGGUGAUUGCUGUUCUUUACUUCGCCAUCCAUGUUAGCACAGUCUUCAUAGCAUUACAGCCUUUUCUGAGCUAUGUCUUGUACGGGCUGUUGGGGGCAGUGGGGCUCCUCACCCAUUAUCUUCUGCCUCAAGUUCGAAAGCAGCUGCCCUGGUUCUGCUUCUCUCACCCUUUACUCAAGACCAAGGAGUACUACCAGUUUGAAGUCAGGGAUGCGGCACAUGUCAUGUGGUUUGAGAAGUUUCACGUGUGGCUGCUCUUUGUGGAGAAGAAUGUACUUUAUCCCCUGGUCAUCCUCAACGAGCUCAGUGGAAGCGCCAGGGAGCUCGCUAGCCCAAAGAGACUGGACACAGAGGUUGGCGCUCUGAUGAUCACUGUGGCGGGUCUGAAGCUGCUGCGCUCGUGCUACAGCAGCCCCACGUACCAGUACAUCACCAUCCUCUUCACCGUCCUCUUCUUCACCUUCGACUACAAGCACCUGUCCGAAACCCUGCUGCUCGACCUCUUCCUCAUGUCCAUUGUUUUCAGUAAGAUGUGGGAGCUGUUUUACAAGUUGCACUUUGUCUACACUUACAUCGCUCCAUGGCAGAUCACUUGGGGCUCUGCCUUUCACGCCUUUGCCCAACCCUUUGCUGUGCCUCACUCUGCCAUGCUGUUUGUUCAGGCCGUUGUGUCAGCCAUUUUCUCCACUCCCCUCAACCCGUUUCUGGGCAGUGCCAUCUUCAUCACCUCCUAUGUGCGCCCAGUUAAGUUCUGGGAGAGGGACUAUAACACCAAAAGGGUGGACCACUCCAACACUAGACUGGCACAUCAGCUGGACAGAAAUCCAGGGUCUGAUGACAACAACCUGAACUCUAUUUUCUAUGAGCACUUGACGCGCUCACUGCAGCACAGUCUGUGUGGAGACCUGCUGCUCGGACGCUGGGGAAACUUCAGCACCGGAGACUGCUUCAUUUUGGCCUCGGACUAUCUGAACGCCCUGGUGCACCUCAUCGAAAUCGGCAACGGCCUGGUUACGUUUCAACUCAGAGGCCUGGAAUUCAGAGGCACAUACUGUCAACAGAGGGAGGUGGAGGCCAUCACUGAAGGCGUAGAGGAGGAUGAGGGCUGCUGCUGCUGUGAGCCCGGACACAUGCCUCACUUCCUGUCGUUCAACACGGCGUUCGGACAGCGCUGGUUGGCGUGGGAGGUCUUGGUCACCAAGUAUGUCCUGGAGGGCUACAGCAUCACAGACAACAGCGCCGCCUCAAUGUUGCAAGUUUUUGAUCUGAGGAGGAUUCUCACCACCUACUACGUAAAGGGCAUUAUCUACUACGUAGUCGAGUCCCCUAAGCUGGAGGAGUGGUUGGCCAAUGAGACAAUGAGGGAUGGUCUGAGGGGCUGCACUGAGAGGAACUACGUGGAUUUAGAUCCAACAUUUAACCCGAACAUUGACGAGGACUAUGACCACAGACUUGCCGGGAUUUCACGUGACAGCUUCUGCAGCGUCUACCUGGGCUGGAUCCAGUACUGCAACUCAAGAAGAACAAAGCCUCUGGAGAGUGAAAGGGACUCUGCUCUGGUUCUGCUGUGCUUCGGCCUGUGUGUCCUGGGACGGAGAGCUCUUGGAACUGCUGCUCAUCACAUGUCCAGUAACCUGGAGUCCUUUCUGUUUGGACUUCAUGCAUUAUUCAAGGGAGAUUUCCGUAUCUCUUCGAUCAGAGACGAGUGGAUCUUUGCCGACAUGGAGCUGCUCCGGAAAGUGGUGGUUCCUGGAAUCAGAAUGUCCCUUAAACUACACCAGGACCAUUUCACGUCUCCGGAUGAGUACGAGGAACCCGCUGUCUUGUAUGAGGCCAUCUCGUCCCACCACCUGAACCUGGUGAUUGCUCAUGAAGGGGAUCCCGCCUGGAGGAGCGCCGUCCUCUCCAACGCUCAGUCUCUGCUCGCUCUGCGCCACGUCCUGGAUGAAGGAACCAACGAGUACAAGAUCAUCAUGUUGAACAGACGCUACCUCAGCUUUAGGGUCAUCAAGGUGAAUAAGGAGUGUGUGCGUGGUCUCUGGGCGGGACAACAACAGGAACUGGUUUUCCUCCGAAACAGAAACCCUGAACGAGGAAGUAUCCAAAAUGCUAAGCAAGCUCUGAGGAACAUGAUCAACUCGUCCUGUGACCAGCCCAUCGGUUACCCCAUCUACGUCUCCCCUCUGACCACGUCUUACUGCAACUCCCAUCCCCAACUCGGACACAUCCUGGGGGGGCCCAUCAGCAUCGCCAACAUACGGAACUUUGUGGUCAGCACUUGGCACAGACUGCGUAAGGGCUGUGGUGCGGGCUGCAACAGUGGUGGGAACAUAGAAGACUCGGACGUGGGGGGUCUAUCCAGUGGGAAUGGAACAGCAGGGGACUCGCAGCAGAGCUCAGUGUCUCAUAGUGGGAUGUCUGGGCCAUCACUGCCCCUUAGCUACCCUCCACAUCCUCUGGGCACGAGUCAGAGCGCUCAUUCUGUUCAGUCCAGUUUCCGUCACUCCCCAGCCCGAGCUUCCAUGGCCUCACAGUCGUCGUCGUAUCGCUACAGCAGCAGCAGACACUCCUCUCUGCGCACCUCCACCACCGGUCUGGAGCCAUGCCGCCGCUCCUCCACCAGCCAGCUCUCCCUGCGCGCUCUGCCCACCACGCUGCACCUCCGCCUGGGCUCUAGCUCGGAUCCCUCCGGCCCUUCCGCCUCCCUAUCCAGCCACAGCAUCCCCCCCUGUAAAAGGACCACUCUGGUGGGGCUUCUGGGGAACGACAGUCUGUGCAGCGCAGUGACAGAUCCUCUGAGCCAUCACCAUUUCCAUCAUCAUCAUCCGCAGCAGCACAACCCGACUGUGGCUACUGUGCGCAGGGACGACAUCUCAUACAGAGUCCAGAUUGUCGACUUGAGUCAGGUGCUGGAGCACAUUCACUUGUCAAAGCGAAAGGAGCUGCAGUGGCCUGACGAAACAAUGAGAUUGAGAGCAGGACGAACCUGCUGGAGGGACUGGAGCCCCAUAGAGGGCAUGGAAGGACAUGUGAUUCACCGGUGGGUGCCUUGUAGCCGAGACCCAACUAACCGCUCCCAUAUUGACAAGACCAUCCUGCUGGUUCAGGUGGAUGAUAAGCUAGUGCCCAUUAUAGAAACUGGGGUUAUUGAACUGGGGGCCGAGGUCUGCUCCUUCAACUCGCCAUACACAGGGGGAUCAAACAUGUUUACGCCGGUGUUAUUCGCACUACUGGGCUUCAGUCUGGGGACAGUCAGCGCUUUCGAUGCCCCAGAGGAAGACGGGGGCAAACACUGGGUGGUGAUCGUGGCGGGCUCCAAUGGCUGGUACAACUACAGACAUCAGUCUGAUGCCUGCCAUGCCUACCAGAUUGUCCACAAGAAUGGUAUCCCAGAUGAAAACAUUAUUGUUAUGAUGUACGAUGACUUGGCACAAAAUGAAAAUAACCCCACCCCAGGAGAAAUCAUCAACAGACCAAAUGGCACUGAUGUUUACAAGGGAGUGCCCAAAGACUACAUCGGAGAGGACGUGACUCCAAAGAACUUCUUAGCCGUGUUAAAAGGCGACUCCGCAAAUGCAAAAGGAGGAUCUGGAAAAGUGCUGAAGAGUGGCCCUAAAGAUAAUGUGUUCAUUUACUUUACCGAUCAUGGCGCUCCUGGCAUCUUGGCCUUCCCAAACGACGAUCUUGCAGUGGACGACCUCCAAGAAGCUAUCAAGUACAUGCAUGACAACAAGAUGUACAAAAAGAUGGUCUUUUACAUUGAGGCCUGUGAGUCUGGAUCAAUGAUGACAAAUCUUCCUGAGGAUAUCAACGUCUAUGCCACAACUGCAGCCAAUGACCACGAGUCAUCUUAUGCCUGUUACUAUGACGAGAAAAGGGACACAUAUUUGGGAGACUGGUACAGCGUCAACUGGAUGGAGGACUCUGAUGCAGAAGACUUGAGCAAAGAGACAUUGCAGAAACAGUUCAAAAUUGUCAAAAGCCACACAAACACCAGCCAUGUCCAACAGUUUGGCAACAAGACCAUUUCCCACAUGAAGGUGGUCGCGUUCCAGGGUGCUCCUAAAGCCAUGUCACAGCCUUCCCCUCGCCCUCUCCCUCCCAUCUCUCACCCAGACCUCACCCCCAGCCCUGAUGUCCCACUGGCCAUCCUCAAGAGGAAGAUGAUGGCGUCCAAUGACAUCAAGGAGGCACGGGGGCUGCUCAUGGAGAUAGAUGUGCACCUCAAGAUCAGGCAGAUUUUGGCAGAGAACAUGUUCCAGAUUGUGCACGCUGUGACUGGAGACAAGCUCGGAGCUGAAAAGAUUGUCAACAGCAGGACUCCGCUGACUCAGCAUCAUUGUUAUAAGACUGCACUGUACCACUACAGGGACCACUGCUUCAACUGGCACAAGUCUGAGUACGAAUACGCCCUGCGACACCUGUAUGCACUGGUGAACCUGUGUGAGGGCGGAUACUCUGCUCUGAGCAUUUUGGAGGCUAUGGACUCUGUGUGCCUCCCCCGCUUCUGA
Knipowitschia caucasica is the source of this 8955-nucleotide messenger RNA. NCBI's taxonomy places the organism in Eukaryota, Metazoa, Chordata, Actinopteri, Gobiiformes, Gobiidae. The record is from the annotation of a GenBank genome assembly.